AUGACAGAUCGAAGGCAGUCCGACUCGCCGCCGUCCAAGCUCCCCCGCCUCUCCGGCGCCGAUGGCUAUGACGGGGCGGUGACCGUGGCAGCCCCCGCGACGGCGCCGCUGGUUCUUGGGCUGGGUCUCGGCGUGGGCGGCAGCCGCAGCGACAGCAGCGGGAGCGACGGGGAGGCGACGCCGCCGGCGGUGAGGCGGCCGGUGGCGGCGGCGCUGACGUUCAUGCAGCGGCAGGAGCUGGAGCACCAGGUGCUCAUCUACCGCUACUUCGUGGCCAGCGCCCCCGUGCCCGUCAACCUCGUGCUCCCCAUCUGGAAGAGCGUCGCCGCCUCCUCCUCCGCCCCGCAGAGGUUCCCGUCACUGGCGGGUCUGGGGAGGCUGUGCUUCGACCACAGGAGCAGCAUGGAGCCGGAGCCGGACCGCUGCCGGCGCACGGACGGGAAGAAGUGGCGGUGCUCGCACGGCGUGGUGCCGGGGAGCAAGUACUGCGAGCGGCACGUCCAUCGGGGCCGCGGCCGUUCAAGAAAGCUUGUGGAAGCGGCAGCGGCCACCUCGGCCGUCCCCAUCCGCGCGAUGCACGCCGCCGACGCGCAGGCCGGCAGCACCAACGCGCACGCGCCGCCACAGCCGCCGCAGCAGCAGCGCCUCGGCUUCGCCUCCCCCGCCGGCGUCUUCCUCGCCCACGGCACCGCCCGUGCCACCUGA
This is a messenger RNA of Lolium rigidum, 705 nucleotides long. Its product is annotated as growth-regulating factor 12-like. Gene Ontology annotation, molecular function: ATP binding. The record is from RefSeq and is a predicted model, not a curated record. Gene Ontology annotation, cellular component: nucleus. Gene Ontology annotation, biological process: DNA-templated transcription; developmental process; regulation of DNA-templated transcription. NCBI's taxonomy places the organism in Eukaryota, Viridiplantae, Streptophyta, Magnoliopsida, Poales, Poaceae. The transcript is spliced from 3 exons. Bases 1 to 705 code for a protein of 234 amino acids.